Molecule: messenger RNA, 1846 nt
Organism: Desarmillaria tabescens
Lineage: Eukaryota; Fungi; Basidiomycota; Agaricomycetes; Agaricales; Physalacriaceae
Exons: 3
Coding region: 492-1478 (328 amino acids)
Source: RefSeq, a predicted model, not a curated record
GAAUAUUAACUUCCGAGUCGUAGUCGACAUGCUGCGAGUGGUGGGAACCAUAUUAAAGGCGCCUAGAGGUAAAUAAAAGGGCGAAUAGGGAGGAAGAGAUGUAAAGCUAGGAUUGCUGCCCAAUGCCUUUUUAUAUGUCUUCUAUCGACAUUCAGUUUUCCAAAGAAACAGUGUCAGGCAGGCGGCUACGGUCCCUCGCCUGCUAAAAUUUGGUGUCGCCGAGUGCCGACGGGAUAAUCUAGACCUAACUUUCAAUUGCUUCAUUGUCUGCUGGCCGAAGCCUCCUGAUGAACCACAGGAAUUCAAGUAGAGGAUCACCAAGCAGCAUCGGGCUUGCCUUACCCGUGCCCGAGCCCCAAAAUGGAUGAACGGUGGACAGCCACGGCACGUGAGCGGCGCGUCUGAUGUAAUCCAGAGGCGCAAAUUGAAACAAUUUUCAGUUUUCUCUUUCCUUCUGCCAAUACAAUCCAACGCAAUACUCGCCGCGCAAUAUGGAUUAUUUAGACCCGGCAACUCGUGCAAGGGUCAUGAAUGUCAUUCAUUCUGCUGACACAGGGAAAGGGAGGCCCAUAGAAGAAUUGAUUAAAACUCAGGAAUCUCUGAAAGGACAGGAAUCUCAGCGCCUGAGAACGUACUGUACUACCCAGAUGAUGAUUCCCAACCGCGACCUUGAUGCCUACGGCACGCUGCUUGGCACCGCCGACGUCAUCAGAGUACGAGCAGAUUUCGAAAUGCGAGUAGAACGUCACCUUAAAGUCAUUUCCGCAACAUCUGUUGAUCUCGAAGCAUCCAAAGAGGCUGCUCGUGCUGCUGCGGCUGAUGAGCUCUAUCAAAUGCGCUGGGGCCCCACCCGAGUUCCAAUUUACAAUCUUUUAGGCUUGUUCACCCUUCUUUACCCGCCGGAGCGGACUUCGUAUCUUAGCAUCGCGAAGUACCUCAUUAAAACAGCUCGAGUUCCGGUAGACGGAACAGACCUUUCUGGCACCCGUGCUCUAUCACAUUGCUUUUCCACGAAGCCUGGCUUCGACCUUGAGUAUGCGCAGAUUCUCUAUGAUGCUGGCGGAGAUGUCAACUCUCGCAACCGUUACGGUUCGUCUGUCGCGCAGGAGAUCGUUCAGGUCUACAAGCCAGGUGAUCGCGAUGCUGUCACUCGCGCUCAUGCUGCAUUGGAAUGGUUUCUUCGGCACGGCGGUAAUAUCGAUCUGGCAGAUGAGGAUGGAUUCACUGUUCGGAUGACUAUCGAUCAGACCUUGCGGAAAAUACCAACGUUGAAAGGAAUUUUGAAGCUCGUAGAAGCGGAGGAUGCCAGACGGAAGGCCCUGGGGGACACUUGUUGUGCGACAUGUGCACGGACGGGGGAGAACACGACAUUGGCACGCUGUGGGAAAUGCAAAAAGGUUCGGUAUUGCGUGCCGAGGCUACGUGCUUGCCAGGUUUUAGACUGGCCAAAGCAUAAAAAGACCUGCAAGAAACUUUAGGCUAUCCGGUUUUGUAUCGUUCAGGCUUUAUAAUGUAAAUCAUCGAAAUAAUUGUCUUGGGCGACAUUAUUGUAAUUUUGUGAGUGCGGAAUAUGGGGAACGAGUCUUUGACUAACAACUUGCUGGAUAAGUUACUUACAUAUCUUACAACGAAUUGAUUUAUUAUCGUCUCGGAAUGACCGGCCCGGAAUUUCGACACAGUAUCCGUUGUGGCCUCGCGUAGUCCUAUGACCAUCCAUGGCUGAUUUGACUCCUCGAUUGUCACAAACCACGAAUUCAGGUGUUUCUUGGUGUCGGUGACUUGUCCACCAGAAGCCGAGGUUUUAGGAACAGGAACGCGUUGUGCCCCCAAAUGAUCACUGCUCGUU